This is a messenger RNA of Pollicipes pollicipes, 3320 nucleotides long. RefSeq names its product protein sprint. NCBI's taxonomy places the organism in Eukaryota, Metazoa, Arthropoda, Thecostraca, Pollicipedomorpha, Pollicipedidae. Gene Ontology annotation, biological process: vesicle-mediated transport; signal transduction. Gene Ontology annotation, cellular component: endocytic vesicle; cytosol. Gene Ontology annotation, molecular function: small GTPase binding; guanyl-nucleotide exchange factor activity. The record is from RefSeq and is a predicted model, not a curated record.
UCGAAGGGGUCGGACGUUGGGCCCCGUUCCGGGACGCUGACGGGCCGCUGCUGACAGCGGAGCCGAGGCGUCACCGAGCCCCCUGAGGUCCGCGCCCGCUGCCAGACUCCACCAGAGGUCUGGAGAGGGGUGCCGACACGUGCAGGGGCGAGCGAGCGACCGCCGAACUUACCGUCCGAAACAGCAAGUUGGUCCGGUCACCAUGGAGGAAGCCAAUGUUUCAGUGGCGUCUGCACUGCAGGAUGAACUCGGACAGCGACCCUUUGUCCACCUCACCAGACGUGAUGUCGGAUCAGAAGAGGCUGCUGCAGCUCAGCAUCAACAGGAACCAGGAGGACAGCGCCGUGUCCUCGGGCAGCGAGCCGGAGUACGGCGGUCCGCCCGCCCAGAUGAGCGUCACUGAGCGUCUGAUCCGCUCCCACCCGGUCUGGUUCCUGCCGGGGCUGCACCGCGCCGGCGCCGAACACCUGCUGCAGGACAAACCGCCCGGGACGUUCAUCGUGCGCCAGUCCAGCCGGGCGCCAACCAUGGCGCUGACUGUGCGCCUGCCGCCCGGCAAGGGGCCGCACGUGGAGCACUUCCUGGUUCGCGUGCAGGGCGGCAAGCUCGGGCUCGAGCUGUCCGACCACCGGUUCGACAACAUCUCCAGCCUGAUCGCCCACUACUCGUGCCACAGGGACGAGCUGCCGGUGCUGCUGCAGCUGCCGCCCAGUCUGCAGCGUGUCGACUCGCGUCACCAGCUCUCCUCGCUGGCACUCCUCGGACAAGAGUUCUGGACGUGUCGGCUGGCCGGCCGCGCCCUCGUCAGCCGCGUGGGGAGCCCGACCGGCACGGUGACAUCCGUGACGAAGGCGCCGCCGCCGCCGCCGCCCCGCUGGUGCAAGCCGUCGCUCUCCUCCCCGGCGGGGAUCUGCUGCGACGGAGACGACGACGGCAACUACGGCGACGCCAGCGGCGGUGCGCCCGAGCGCAUGGUAGUCGACGGCCACGUUCCAGGGGGCCUGCCGCGCGGCGGCCGGCGGCGCGGCCGCAAGAAGCGCUCCGCCCACUACCAGGAGUCGGACCUGCUCGACUCGCCGGCCGCCUACUGCCGCAGCUCGGUGGCCGACAAGAUCUCCGACUACGAGGAUAUAUGGGGCGUCGCCGGGCGCACCGAGCAGUGGCGCCUCGACUCGAGCUGGGAGUUCCUGGGCCGCGGCGACGACGGCUGCGACGCCGACUCGGAGACGGACGAGGAAGCGCCGGGCGAGCGGCCGGUCACGCGGCAGACGACCUCCACCGAGCCGCCGCCGGACCCCACCGCCGAGAUCUCGCCCGAGGAGCAGACGCGUAUCGUGCACGCCAUCAUCCGGCAGAGCCUGCCGCUGGCCGUGCCACCGGCCGCCUCUGUGUCGGCCUCCGAGUACGACAACCUGCGCCCGUCGGCGACGGCGCUGGCGACGUCGGCGGCGGACCGCGGCACCGACGCCGACACUGACACGGACGUCUCCAAGUGGCAGUCGAUCAUGCGUUUGAUGAGCGACCAGAUGCGACUGCGCAGCGGACAGUUCGACGCCGACGAGCGUCUGUUCACCGACUCCGAGUCGUUCGUGCUGGCUGCGGGCGAGCCGGAGCGGGAGCGGGAGCCGGAGCCGGUGUCGGCGCCGCAGACGGAGCCGGCGGCGGUGGAGAUGCCGGACCGGCUGAUGCCGCCGCGGCUGCCACUCUCUCGCUCCCAGCAGGAGUCGCUUUAUUCUCCGCCCCGCCUGAACAGCCUCCGACUUCACCGGAAGAGUCAGCAGUCAGGCGCGGCCAUCAGGGACUACGUCAUGAAGCUGGCCAACGACGACUCCAGCACGUUCGCGCUCUGCAUAUUUAACUUCCUGCAGUGCACGCGGGAGGGUGCUGAGACGGACCCGCACGUGGUGAUGCGAAACGUGCGUCAGUUCUGCAACGGCAUCAAGAACUAUCUGGUGAAGCACGGGGAGGCGGAGUUCCACCAGGUGGUGCACCAGGAGAGAGAUAAGCUGUCUUCCACCGAGUUUCUGAACCUGGACGCGAUCCUGGAGGGCGUGCUGGAGGAGCUGCUCGUCACUCCGCUGCACGACCACGUCAGCCGUCUGUGGCGCGAGGCCGCCCAGCGCAGUGGCGCCACCCAGCGGCUGGCAGAGAACUUCGAGUUCGCGCGCAGCCGCCCGGCGGUGGCGCUGGGCCUGAAGCCACAGCAGACACCGCCGACGGCCGCCGUGCUCGCAUCGGUGCGCCACUUCCUGGGCCGGAUGCAGGACUCGGCCAGUCCUCUGGACAAGCUGGAGAGCCUGCUGGCAACGGUGUCGGUGCUGUUCUCCGCGGCCGGCGGUGAAGACGCCUCCAUCCCGGCCGACGACUUCCUGCCGCUGCUGCUGUACGCGCUGGUCCACUGCCACGUCACCAAUGGCGAGUUCGAGGCGGACUACAUGUGGGGUCUGCUGCACCCCCUGCUGCUGAACGGCGAGGCCGGCUACUACUUGACCAUGCUGUCCUCGGCCGUGCACGUGCUGAAGAACCUGCUGCACUACCUGGGUGACAGGUCCCGCGACUCCAACACCCGGCUGUCGCAGCGUUCGGGCUCUUGCAGCGGCAGCGAGACGGUGGAAGGCUUCCUGCGGGUGGUGAUCCCGGAUGAGCAGCAGGGCACCAUCCUGAGCCGCACGCUGCCCUGCCGGCCCGGCACCACCGCCCGCGACCUCUGCAGAAUGCUUGACCACAAGCUGCGCAUCACCAGCCCCCAGGACUACGCCCUCUUCAAGCUGAUCGACGGCGAGGAAACGCUGGUAGGCGACCUCGAGUGCCCACAGCAGGUCAAGCAGGACUUGGCCGCCAAAGGCGUGCAUUGCAUGCUUGCCUACAAGCGGCUAGAGGCCAAGAUCGCCUGGCCGACCGGGGAACUGUGAACUGGAGGACUCAUCCUGCGCGAAGUAAUGUCGCCCGAAUUGGGGCGUCGCUAUUUUUACAGUGUACCUUAAGUAGCUUGCUCCCAGGUCUGUGAAGUGUUAGUGACGUCCGACUUGAGUGGCGGAAGCUUCCGUGCAUCUGCAGUCGGAGGUCGCGAGCACCGCGAUGGUGCGGCCCGCGCGCUGGGAAUGCCAACGCUGCCAUCUGUGGAGAGAACAGACAACUAUAAUGUGAAGACCGGAUCUUGUAGGCUGUAGCUAGGAGUACGCAACGUGCAAUGCUUGACACGAGAGUCUGAAGCAGAGUGGAUGAGAAGUUAUUGAAUGCUCUAGUCAGGUGUAUGCAGCUGAUCGGUUUUCUACUUUUGCUAAUUGCAAUAUACGUUUGUCUCUCGGAUCUUCUCUUGA